Messenger RNA from Stegostoma tigrinum, 1052 nucleotides. RefSeq lists its product as uncharacterized. The record is from RefSeq and is a predicted model, not a curated record. NCBI's taxonomy places the organism in Eukaryota, Metazoa, Chordata, Chondrichthyes, Orectolobiformes, Stegostomatidae. The coding region runs from base 117 to 1052 and encodes 311 amino acids. The transcript has 8 exons.
UACAUGGCUCUAACAAACACUUUCUCCGGCCAGACUUACUGCUGGGUUUUUCGCAACCGACUGAUUCAGCGUCCGUCCAGCACAUUUGUCUUCUGCUGAUAAAUAACCGUGGAGCAAUGGGGGAACUCUACAAAGUCUCUGCUACAGCAAGAGUCCAGGCUUUAGAGAAAGAAUUGGCUGGAGACCUGGAAGAACUGAAGCAAGAAAUUGAAGAAAAUGAAAUAUUACAGGGGACACCUACACGGCCUUUCAGUUCUGUUUAUAUACCGAAGGACAUUUCUUAUUUCAGGAAGGAACGUGAACUGCUGCUGAAGAAAGGUUUGAAGGUGGCUGAAGCGAAACCACUUUUGAUUCAGGCAGACGUUAUGCAGAGAGAGCUGGAGAGCUGUCUAAAGCAGGAGUAUACAGCUGAUAGUUUACCUCUUCUCCUCCACCAGUUUUUCACAGAUCGAAUCCACCACUUGGUGCAAUGCAAAUAUCUGCACAUGCUCAGAUGGAAACGAUUUUGUCAGCAUACAAACAUCAGUGAACAAAUCUAUCCACUUUAUAAGAAACAAGUUGCUCGUAUAAUGAAGGAGUAUGAUGACACUGUUCAGAGAGCUCGAAGGCUUUCAGCAGCCAGAGAACAUUUUUUAACAGAAACAGGGAGUGCCAGUAAAUUUGUGACACAGGAAGAUGUGGUUAUCUACCUUCAAUGGCUGGUGUGUCAUUUACGUUCUCUGACAACUAUCCAUAACUAUUUAAGGGUGUUACAGUACCUGCCCAUGUCUCACAAUAUUGAGGCAGCACCUGAGAAGCUUUUUGAAGCAGAUGAUGAAGAUAAAGGCAGCACCGUCACAUUGCUGACCUCCUUAUGUACUCCUACACGUCCCAACACAGCUUUCUCCAGUGUCUCUGGAUCAGCCGGAAAAAUGUCAGUUCUCCAAUCAUCAGCUGGAGCCCGUACUGUCUCGAUCUUCAACAAAUAUUCCACUGUCACAGGCUUUGAAGGUAAAGAUGAAGCAGAAUUUAAACAUGUUGUGAAACUUCCAUAUUGCAAUGGAGUGUCCUGA